Molecule: messenger RNA, 482 nt
Organism: Aplosporella prunicola CBS 121167
Lineage: Eukaryota; Fungi; Ascomycota; Dothideomycetes; Botryosphaeriales; Aplosporellaceae
Exons: 1
Coding region: 117-389 (90 amino acids)
Source: RefSeq, a predicted model, not a curated record
GCGCGCACGUGACCAGUCUCCGCUUCAGUGCGACGGGGAACCCGCUCUGCGUCCUCCUGCCAUCGUCAGCCAGCCAGACACCACCACCCUCCGUUACUUCGACGACGCCGGUAUGUAUGUCCCUGGCUUGCCGCCGUCGACCUCUGCUACCGCCUGCGCGCGCAAGGCCCCCGCCCCGAUUGAUCGUGCGCUACUCGGUACUCCGCUCCACCCUCGCCGAUCCGGCCUCCCUCUCACGCCCGCAACAUAUACUUGACCUUGCUACGUGUCGCGUUGGAUGGGCAACAGUUCAGUCUUGUCUUAGAGGCCCUAUGUGGACGUGUCAUUCGCUGCGGCGUGUGCGCGGAGGGGAUGCCCACGGAACGGAGCUUCCGGUGUUGGUUUCGUAAAGCAGAACUUCCAGGUCGAUGUUGGCAUGCUGCUUUUUUGGCCGUCCCCGUUGCCUGGCUCGCUGGCAGGGCCUGGCCGAGUGAUGGUGUUCC